Molecule: messenger RNA, 1479 nt
Organism: Dioszegia hungarica
Lineage: Eukaryota; Fungi; Basidiomycota; Tremellomycetes; Tremellales; Bulleribasidiaceae
Exons: 3
Coding region: 1-1479 (492 amino acids)
Source: RefSeq, a predicted model, not a curated record
AUGGUCCCCAUCGGCGCCACGCCCUCGCUCAAGCGAUCGGCAUCUUGUGAUGUGCCGCUCGGCAACCGUGCCAGGACAGCUGCGACCGUGCCGCUCGUCAAGCGGCAGCGCGACAGCACUCCUUUCAGAGAAGUGUGCGCGCCUGAUCAGGAGCUCAUUGCUGCAUCUACCAGAGUCUUCAAUGUGCCAGAGAUUCGCUCGGCCAUAUACAAGCUGGUCGAUAAGCGUACUCUGUGCACUUUGAUGCGCUUGAGCCGAGAGGCGUUGGCGGGAGCGGCGGAAAUCUUGUACGCGCAGAUCGAUGGGGAAUUGUUUGAGCGCAUAAACCGCAACACCAGACAUAACAUGCCGACCGUCCAGGAGCGGGGUUUACUGUACUCGAACUGCGUCCGCCACCUCGACCUCAGUCCCCUCUUCAUCGACGCUCGGAUCUCUUCUCCCUCCUAUUUUGACUUCGAUCAGGUCGCCCAGUCCCGCGCCAAGCACCCUUACCUCCUCAGCAUCACGUACAAGAACCCCUCUCAUCGGCUCAGCGACGCCUACACCGUCCAUCUUGACGACGAAUCCAUCUCGGUCGAGAUCGAGAGCAAACCUCUCAUCGCCGUAUACGGACCCCCUCCCCAAUCCUGCAACAUCCAGUUCCCGCGAGACUACACGGUCCCCGGACUAUCGGUACGACAUACCUCCCACAUCCAGCUGGUCUAUCAUAGCGAUGAUGCGUUGAACUCCUGUCUCGAUAUGGAGGACGAUUACGAGCAUCUGGCGCAUUGGUCGGAAUGGCUUUUCCGGAACUCCUUGGCUGACCCUCGCAUCACGAGCAUCGAAGACCUCGAGACUGCGCAUUCGGACGGUCCCCCAAUUGUGACCAUGAAAGACAUCCAAUCCUGGAUGACACAUCGGAACCUCGUCGGUCUACCUCCCCUAUCCUAUUUUUCCCUUCCCGAAGUCAUAUAUCUCCACCGUCCUGCAACCCUCUCGUCCUCCGUUGGACCCCAAAUGACAUCUCUUUCCGUGGACGCAUCACUCUUCAACCCGGAGGACCCGCAAGACAUGAUCAACGUUAUCGAUACGUCUUUUCCCCGCCUCGAGCAUCUCAUCAUCCGUGGUUGUUACCUCCUCGUCGGCGACAUCGCCGACCUGCCCGCCCUGUCAGGCCUACCGCAUCUUCGUCGGCUCGUCAUCGAACACAUGCCAUGGAAUGACUGGGAGUCAGGGGCAAUUGAAUACUACCGGCCGAAAUUGCUUCGUCACCUCACUGGAAUCGGCAACGAGAACACUGUCGUCGAUAAUCUGGCGUACGCUGAGGCGAGCAAGGUGUUUGAUGAACUCCUUCGAAUCCGCAGGCGGCUGGUGAUAGAAGGGGCGGAUCGAAUAUGGGAGGUCGAGAGAUAUGACGCCGUGGUGGCUCGUGUAGAUGAGUUGAAGGGGAAGCUAGACGACGUGGAGAGGCAGUCAUAUAGAUGCCUGGCUGGGCGUUAA